ACAACACGUCUUUGAAUAUUAUAUUAUUAUUAUAUACUGUAAUUUUUAACUUUUGAAUUUUAAGUACAUUUAAGAAUUAACUAUGAAUUCAAAUCGAGGAUUUUGUUGUAUGUUGUUGGACGGAAAGAAAAACAUUGAAAACUUGUGAGAUCAUAUUUAUGUGUUCGAAAAAAGAUUGCAAUGCCUCAAUAAAAAUUUAUUAAUAUCGCGGAAUGAUGUCAGAAAUACGCGGAGAAUAUACACAUCUCAAAUUGACGAAUUCGGAGGUAGAAAAACACGAAGACGUUAUUUUGUAGUGACGCGCUAUAAAACACAUUGCCAUAAGCAGACCAGUCAACGCACUUUUCCUAUACGAUUAAAAGUGAAGAACUGCAUUUCUACUUCCUUUUUUGUCUACGCUUCAGUUUAACAUUUACCUCUUAGUGAAAAUGGAACCAACCCCAGACAGACAAGUGGAAGAUAUUGCAAUACGUCAUGCAAAUUUCAAUCCAAAUGAAGUAUCAUUUGUGUUUAAUAAAUACUCUGAUGAGGAUAAAGAAAAAAUAUACAAGUCAUUAUUGGAAGACUUCAAACGGCUUUUCUUUCAAACAGAACCACCAAUAAAUAAAUCAAUUUUAUAUCAAAAAGCACACUUAGUAUCAUGUUUAGGAUAUAAUUAUUGCAUAAUCCUUGACAAUGACUUUAAAAAUUUUGUCAUAUGGUAUUUAAAAAAAUUAAAAAGGCCACAGCUUAUAAAUCUACCGAGUGAUAUAUUUUUAAAAUCGUUGGCUACUAGUUGGGAAAUUUUUAUAGAAGCUAUAACCAUAACAUAUAAUGUCACGGAAUAUAUGAAAAGUUUCCAUCCUGGAUUUAACAAAAUAGAGCAUUUUGACAUAUUUGCAGUACUCUUAUUUCGUAAUAUAAUUUUUCAGGAUGGUAGUGUACAUAAAUGUUUCCAAGCAAGAUUGUCAGAAUUGAAACAAGUUACUAUAAGAGAUAAUAAACAAGUAACUGCUGAUCGCCUUUUAAUCGAGAGUAUUUCUAAAAUGUGUUAUGCGUUAAAAAUGGAUGACUGUUAUAAAUUGCGUGUAAAACCUUUGUUUUUAAAAUUAACAACAGAAUAUUUUCAAUUAUUAAGGGAGAACUAUUUAUUGAUAUACCAUGAUUAUAAUUAUUUUAUAAAUGCCAAUGCUAAAAUAGUUGAAGAAAUGGAUAGAAUAGAAUCGAAAUUGGAUACAGACAGUAUUAAUGAAAUACGUGAUAUUAUUACAACAGAACUCGUCCUAAAAAAUAUAAAUGCUAUUAUGGAAAGUUGUAGUGUUGAUUAUAUGUUGAAGAACGACCAAUAUGAAAAUUUAAAACAUUUGUACAAUAUUUUGUGUUCUGUGGACGGUGGUCUAAAAGUGAUGUUUGAUAGUAUGCGUCCAUACUUUUGUGAAUUUGGAACAUCAAUUGUUCUAACAAAUGAAGGCCUUCCUAAUGAUUUAACUUGUAUACAGGGUUUAUUGAAUUUGAAAGGUAAAUUUGAUUAUUUGAUGAAUAAUGUAUUCAACAAAAACAAAUUAUUUUAUGACAUUGUUGGUAAUGAAUUUAGUGUUUUCUUAAAAUUGAAUUCAUUAAUACCUACAUAUCUAUGUCAGUUCAUUGACGAAAAACUAAGAAAAGGAAAAUACAUGUUUUUUAAAAAUCACACCCCAGCUGAUUUGUUCAAAGUCGCGUUCUUAGCUAAACGUCUUCAAGAUAAAAGCUUAUUUGAAGAUCUCUAUGAAAGUAGUUUAGCCAUGAGAUUGCUUGAUAAUGUGAAUGUUAAUGUGAGAAUGGAAAAUACAGUAAUAAGAAUAUUUAAAAGAGUUUAUGCCGAUCCCUGUGAUAAUUCAUUAUUUGUAUCAAGAAUUCAGAGAAUGUGCAAGGAUAAGUUUUUAUCAUCUAAUUUUAUCAAGAGAAAAUAUUAUGAGCAUGGUUUAGUUGACAAGGUUAUUUGGGGUAUUAUGCGGCCUUUUGUUCUUAAUGUAGAUGUAUUAAGUGCAGUAUAUUGUCGAGUAGUAUCUCCACAGCCAAUGUGCAAAGUACCAUCAUUUGCUAUGAAUGCUUUUAAACAUUUUAACGAAUUAUACUCAAGAUAUGAGACCAAAAAGAAUUUAACGUUACUACCUCAGUAUGGUACAGCUGAAUUGGAAGUGACUUGUUAUAGCCAGCUUGGGGCCAUAAAACGAUCAUAUGAUGAGGAAAAUUCAAAAACCAAAAUUGAACGUGGUGAACGAAAGAUCAAAGUUGUAGUGUCAACUUACGAGAUGUUUGUGCUUGAUUUAUUCAAUUCAAAUGAUUUUUUAACAGGCGAAACAAUUCUGAAGGAAACAAUGAUUCCAGAAGAUAGUUUAUUAGUUUCGUUGGGUAAAUUGGUGAAUGGUCACAAAUUACUUAUAAAACGUCCCAUUUGCACGGAAAUUAAAUUAAGUGAUACGUUUUAUGUUAGAGAAGACUUAUAAUGCAUAUAAUUCUUAUUAAUAAUCAAGGUUUCAGUUCUGCCAAUAAAUUGGGUUAUAGUAAAAGUUCCCUCAACUUUUUAAUACCAAUCAGGAACACUUGGUACCUUAUUUCUUAUAUAUCAUCAUUCCAUUAAUUAUUAUUUUUUAAACUAGGUAUUAAGCUCAAUUAGACAACUUGCCAAUGAGUUAAUUUAAUUUUGUUUAAAUUCUCUUAUAUUUUAUAUUACAUUAUUUAUAUGUAAUGAUUAUAUAGUUUUCCUUUUUUUUUUUUUUAUAUGUGUUUACUUAAUACAAAU
Messenger RNA from Aphis gossypii (cotton aphid), 2761 nucleotides. Its product is annotated as cullin-3-like. Gene Ontology annotation, cellular component: Cul3-RING ubiquitin ligase complex. The transcript has 13 exons. Gene Ontology annotation, biological process: protein ubiquitination; ubiquitin-dependent protein catabolic process. The coding region runs from base 429 to 2465 and encodes 678 amino acids. Gene Ontology annotation, molecular function: ubiquitin protein ligase binding. NCBI's taxonomy places the organism in Eukaryota, Metazoa, Arthropoda, Insecta, Hemiptera, Aphididae. The record is from RefSeq and is a predicted model, not a curated record.